AUGUCAAGCGCUCAGUGGACAGAAGAAUUGGCCAAGCCGGUGCAGGCCUAUACAUCAACAUCGCGUGACCCCUAUCUCAACCUGUCCAUCGAACACGACAUCCUCACCCGUUCCGCUAGUGACUCGCUGGUCUUGUUCCUCUACGUCAACCGGCCCAGCGUCAUCAUCGGCCGGAAUCAAAAUCCAUGGUUGGAGGUCAAUCUCCCUCUGCUCAAUCCAAAGCGAGAGCAGGCAGAGAUCGAUCCGGCUGGCCUUGGAGCCGUAGAUCUUGUCCGUCGUCGCAGUGGAGGUGGCACUGUCUUCCACGAUGAGGGCAAUGUCAACUGGACCGUCAUUUGUCCACGAGAUCAAUUCACCCGCGACAAGCACGCGGAAAUGGUUGUACGCGCGUUGCGAAGCUGUGGCAUUGAUAGAGCGCGGGUCAAUGAGCGACACGAUGUCGUGCUCGACCAAGGCCAGGUAGCCGGCCAUCCCGAUCCAGAAGACACCCACUCCACCCCGUAUACGAUGCCCGGGGGAGAUGGGCCUACGCCGCUCAAAGUCUCUGGCUCCGCCUACAAGAUUACCGGUACACGUCGGGCGCUGCAUCACGGCACUUGUUUGCUCUCCAGUCCAAACUUGCGCAUCAUCCCCGACUACCUGCACUCCCCCCUCAGACCUUUCAUCAAGGAAGCCCGCGGCGUGGAAAGCGUUAGCUCCCCAGUCGGCAACAUCCUACUCGACUCUGACGAGUUUUGCACUGCGGUGCGCAACGAGUUUGCCCGCAUGUACUCUCCGGGCGAGAAGACUCCGCUAAGGGCAAUUGGUGAGGACUUGUUGAAGUUUGGCACGGUGGCUGCAGGUUACGACGAACUCAGGUCACUGAAGCACACGUACGAGCAGACACCCCGAUUCGUGCUAUCAAAUGAGUCCGAUGAGCUAGCGACCACCGUCGUCGAUUUCACCAUACGAGAGGGCAGAUUUGCACAUGCCUCCGUGUACCGACGUGGAUCAGAGCCCAAGCAGAUUAUGGAGGUGGACUUCCCGAACUCGCACGGCCCAAAGCUACACGAGAUGGAACUGUUAGACCCCAGUGCCGACGAGGGCAGUGAGUCCUGGGAAGAUGCAUUGAUGCCUUUGUGGCAAGGCUUGGCUUCUGCAGAGUCCGAAAAGCUUGUAAGCUGGCUACGUCGGACUGUUCGUCAAGGCUGGCAAGCAUGA
Messenger RNA from Neohortaea acidophila, 1200 nucleotides. RefSeq lists its product as uncharacterized. Bases 1 to 1200 code for a protein of 399 amino acids. Gene Ontology annotation, molecular function: lipoyltransferase activity. Gene Ontology annotation, cellular component: cytoplasm; mitochondrion. Gene Ontology annotation, biological process: protein lipoylation. NCBI's taxonomy places the organism in Eukaryota, Fungi, Ascomycota, Dothideomycetes, Mycosphaerellales, Teratosphaeriaceae. The record is from RefSeq and is a predicted model, not a curated record. The transcript has 2 exons.